AUGUCGUCCAAUGCCCACGAACAACAGCCCGAGGAUGAGGACCUCGAGCUGCUCGACGAGGACGACGUCCAGGAGAUGGUCGACGACGCAGACAACGGCGGCGACGUAGCGAUGGACUCGGACGGCGAGGACGAAGAAGUGACGCUGCACAACGACAGCAUCGCAUACUUUGACGGCCACAAGGACUCCGUCUUUGCCAUCGCCCAACACCCGCUGUACCCCAACCUCAUCGCGACGGGCGGCUCCGAAGGCGACGCCGACGAUGCGCCGGGCAAGGGAUACGUGAUCGAUACCUCGGCCGCCGUCGCACCCUCCCGCCCCGUGCUCCCCGCGAGCUACAACGCCGACCCCAACGCUGCGGCCCCGACCCCGCAGACCACCGCUCUCGAGCCCAUCUUUGCCAUCGACGGCCACACCGACAGCAUCAACGCGCUGGCAUUCACCCUCCCGCGCGGUGAAUUCCUCGUAAGCGCCGGCAUGGACGGCCGACUGCGCGCCUACACCGUGUCAGCCACCUCCUCCGGCGGUCAGCCCCAGUUCCAGUUCCAAUUCCUCGCCGAAUCACAAGAAACAGAAGAAAUCAACUGGCUCCAACCCUGCCCCUCCACCUCCUACCCCAACACCAUCGCCCUCGGCGCCUCCGACGGUUCCGUCUGGGUCCUCACCCUCGACGCCACCGACACCGCCAACCCCAUCCGCAUCGUCCAGUCCUACUUCCUCCACACGGGACCCUGCACCGCCGGCGCCUGGACCCCCGACGGCAAGCUCCUCGCCACCGUCAGCGAGGACGCCUCGUUGCAUGUCUUUGACAUAUGGGGCGAAGCCGCCUCCAAGUCGCUGGUCACCGACAACGGCCAGACGGUGGUCUCGCUCACCGAAGCCGACCAGCGGUUCGCAGUCGAGGGAGGACUCUACUCCGUCGCUAUCUCCCCCUCAGGCGGUCUCCUCGCCGCGGGUGGAGCCGCCGGCGCCAUCCGCAUCCUCUCCCUCCCGCGUCUCUCCCAACCUUCUACCACCACCACUUCCACGACGGGUAAGAAACCCACCACCUCCACCACAACCCCCGGAACAACCACCAUCCUCGCCGCCUUAGCCGUACAACAAGACAGCGUGGAAUCCCUGGCCUUCUCCCCGUCCCCGUCUGUCCCUCUGCUCGUGGCGGGGUCGGUAGACGGCAGCAUUGCGGUCUUCGAUCCUGUCCGAUCGUUUGCGGUGCGUCGUCAUCUGCAGGGUGUGCAUGACGGGGAAUCGGUGGUGAAAUUGGAUUUUGUGCGGAAUCCGCCUUCCGGUGCUGCAGCGGGGUGGUUGUUAACAUCGUGUGGACUUGACGGCGUGGUGAGGCGGUGGGAUUUGCGUGGGGCCACGGCGAGUUCAGCGUCUGUGGCGGGCGGGGCGACGGCGGGGUUGGUGAAGGAGUGGAGGGGGCAUCGGGGAGGAGGGGAAGGAGGGGGGGUGUUGGGGUUUGUGCAGGGGGAGACGGGGGAACGGGUGGUUACUGCCGGGGAUGAUGGGGUGGUGUUGGUUUUUGAGGCGUAG
This is a messenger RNA of Dichotomopilus funicola, 1536 nucleotides long. RefSeq names its product WD40-repeat-containing domain protein. The transcript has 2 exons. The coding region runs from base 1 to 1536 and encodes 511 amino acids. Gene Ontology annotation, molecular function: protein binding. NCBI's taxonomy places the organism in Eukaryota, Fungi, Ascomycota, Sordariomycetes, Sordariales, Chaetomiaceae. The record is from RefSeq and is a predicted model, not a curated record.